CACAUCCCUGACCCAUUUCGCAGUUUCACCCGUUGCUGCACACGGGCGACUCCCGUUCCUCCUUGCAAGAGAUCCCUGCCUAUUUCUAUCAAGCCGCAGCGGCGGCAGCAAUACCAGGAGGAACCUCCCCUGCUCCAGCCUCCCCCGCCCUACUAAAUUGGGAACCACACGCUUCCUAUUCCCGCUGGAGAAGCAGGCGAGCAAAGGAGCGAGCGGCGGAGCGAGCGCGGGAAGGGCUCCCCCGAUGGUCUGAGGGGAGCCAGAAAGCGCCAAGCGGCGCCUUAGCAGGUUUCCCUCCUGGCUAAGGUGGGGGCGGAUGAAGCGCUGCUUGGGAGGAUGCCCCCCUCUUGCCUCCGGGGCAGCAACUUUCAAGCCAAGGAACCCCUGCUGGAGCCAGCGCGCUUGCAACUUCAUGCCCCACGAGAAGCCAGUGCCAGCAGCAGCAGCAGACCCGCAGCAGACCCGCAGUUCUCCGUCUCCCUUCUCGGGAGGCUCCUGGCCACUUCUGCCUCCCUGCCGAGCCUUUUCCCCCGCCAGCCUCAGGACUGUGUUUGCGCUGAGGGGAAGCGGGAGCCCGGCACGCGGAGUCCCCUCACACCAUGAGAUACAACCGGGGGAGGUGCCACAGCAGUAGCACCAACACUGCCACCACUAGCACCGGACCCAACAGAGAAGCAGCGUCGGACCCACAUUCCCCCGCCGCUUUGGCGUGUACGAGGGAGAGUUUGUCCGGCCUCUGGCACGAGUGGAAGAGCAACAGCAGCCCUAGGGAAAGAGGCCGAAGCCAGCUUGAAGGCGGAGGCGGCGGCAGUGGCAGCAGCCGGCGCGCACAGGUCGCUACCGCGGACAGCAGCAGCAGCAUCUGGCGCGUUCUGGCCUCGCGCGCCCACCUCUCUCAAUACAGGCACUUCAGAAAAAGUUGCUUGGACAAUCUAAUGGAUGAGAAUGAAAAAGACAGGGCAAAGAGGGCAUCACGUAACAAGUCCGAAAAGAAGAGGCGCGACCAGUUCAAUAUUCUUAUCAAGGAGCUUAGCUCAAUGCUUCCAGGAAACACCCGUAAAAUGGACAAAACUACAGUACUUGAAAAAGUAAUUGGCUUUCUUCAGAAACACAAUGAAUUCUCAACAGAAACAGAGAUUUGUGAUACUCAGCAGGAGUGGAAGCCUUCCUUUCUCAGCAAUGAAGAAUUCACACAGCUGAUGUUGGAGGCAUUAGAUGGGUUUGUAAUAGCUGUUACCACAGAUGGAAGCAUCAUGUAUGUUUCUGACAAUAUCACACCUCUUCUUGGGCAUUUACCGUCUGAUGUAAUGGAUCAGAAUAUAUUAAAUUUCCUCCCAGAACAAGAACAUUCAGACAUUCAUAAAAUAUUGUCAUCUCAUAUGCUUCUGAUGGAUACUGUCUCAUCAGAUUACUUAAAAUCUGAUGAUGAUUUGGAAUUUUGCUGUCAUCUUCUGAGAGGAAGUCUGAACCCAAAGGAAUUUCCAACAUACGAAUAUAUAAAAUUUGUAGGGAGCUUUCUGUCUUACAGUCAUGUGCCUAUAUCCACUUGUAGUGGCUUUGAUGGUGCUGUUCCAAGGGGUUACAGAACACCACUAGGAAAACAAGUCUGCUUUGUUGCUACUGUUCGACUGGCAACACCUCAGUUUUUAAAGGAAAUGUGCAUAGCUGAAGAACCUUUAGAGGAAUUCACUUCAAGACAUAGUUUGGAAUGGAAAAUUUUAUUUCUAGAUCACAGAGCACCACCAAUUAUAGGAUAUUUGCCUUUUGAAGUGCUGGGUACGUCUGGAUAUGAUUACUAUCAUAUAGAUGAUCUACAUCUCUUGGCACAGUGCCAUGAACACUUGAUGCGGUUUGGCAAAGGGAAGUCUUGCUGCUAUCGGUUUCUGACCAAAGGACAGCAGUGGAUCUGGCUGCAAACACAUUACUAUAUCACCUACCACCAGUGGAACUCCAAACCAGAAUUCAUUGUAUGCACCCACACAGUAGUGAGUUAUGCAGGUGUUCGAGUGGAAAGGCAACGAAAUUUGAUCUUGGAAAACACACCUUCAGAGAUAAUCUCUUCAAUACUAAAGGACAGUGGCUCAGAUUUGGAUCCUCAACAGCACUUUAAUACUCUUGAAUUAGACGCAUCAAUUCUCAACACCAGUUGGACUCUUUCUGUGUCAUCUCAGGGCUCACACAAAUCUUUGUCUAUGUCCUUACCUGACACAGCAACCACCACAACAAAACUUAACACAGAGUCUCACUCAUUGCAAAGAAGCCCCACUAUACAGGAGGACUUACCAAUACAGAGAUCCAGCCAACCUGCCACUGCUCAGCUCUCAGCCCAGUUCAACGUGUUCCAAACUAUCAAAGACCAGCUUGAGCAGCGAACGAGAAUACUGCAAGCCAAUAUUCAGUGGCAGCAGGAAGAGCUACAGAAAAUCCAGGAACAGCUCUCUAUCGUGCAGGAUUCCAACAUACAGAUGUUUUUACCACAGCCAUCAGCACCUCUGAAUUUGGGCAGCAUACAGCAGCCAGAAGCUCAGAGGCAGUCAGUGGCUGAUUCACAGCAGCAAGCUGUGCCAAGGCCUCACCUGCAAGGGCAGGUUGCAGCUCCUCAAACAACAGACCAAGAAAUGUUAAGAGAAGAAAAUGUGCUAUCAAGCCAGGAUCAGAAAUCAGUAAGAACUUCACAAGGAAUGCAGGAUAGCUGUCAAUCUCCCAGCAACUUAAGUAUACAAUUUAGCAAUGCCUCAGUUCUUCCACCGCCUUUGAGCAUAGCUCCACCUGAUGCCAUUCUGCAGGAUAGCAACCGCCAGCACAAUACUACAGAUUUCAGUCAUGAUCGACAGCUGAGACUAUUACUCAGUCAGCCUAUUCAGCCAAUGAUGCCUGGUUCCUGUUAUGCAAGGCAGACAACACAUGUUGAUGUGACUGGACAGCAAGCUAAAUACUCUCAAAGUCUACAAAAGUUCCAAAAUUUGGAAGAGCAAACCUCUGGAAGCAGUGCACCUAUAGUGCUGAUGGGACAAGCAGUAUUGCACCCUGGGUUCUCUGCAGCACAGCCAUCUCAGGCUUCAUCUUUACAACCUAUGCAUCAACAUCAGCAGCAAUGCUACCUGCAGGUGGGCUGCAACAGAACUGACAGCACCUAAUGGGUCUGCAGGCCUUUUGCACACUGAGCAGACAGAUUCUUUGCUUUUGCCUUCCUACUCUCAACAUGAAGGAAGUGUAGAGUACCAUCUUGUGCAAUCACAGCAACAGCAGCAACCUGAUGUCAGGAGAACCAUCAACUUGCCUGAAUCCUCAGACAUGCAAUGUCUACAGUAGAAUCCGCCAUCGCAAUCAGGACAUAUUUAGCUUUAUUUAAUGGUAGUUGGGCAGAGGGGAAGAGCGGUGUUUGCAUAUGUGUUCAUUUCAGAGUUUUGUGAUGUAAAGAAAUUACCAAGUGCAGACUUCAGUGGAUAGUGCAAUAGGAAAAAAGUGGGAAUCAUUUUGCAGAUGUUUGCACUAUUUUGUGACUAUGUUAUGUAUAGUAAUACUAAUACAUACCCUCAUGUGCAAACUGGUAUGUGUCAGUAGAAUAUUCUUCUGAAUAUUUUGACGAGAGUAUUCUGGAUAUUCCAAAUAAGUGGAUAUGAGUUACUUGGCCUUCACUAUUUUGAGCUUUUGAAUAUGAAAAGCACUGGUUCAGAUACAUCUAUUGAGAGAGAGAUUAUUUUUAUUAUUAUUAUUAUUUUGCACAACUGCACAAAAGGCAUAACCUAGCACUUUCAGUAAACAAACAUUUAUUCCAGUGGCCACAGAAGCAGGUCCAGUAAGAUAGAACAUGUUAUCAUUUAUUUAAACAAAAAACACCCUGCAGUUUAUAGCCCUUGGACUUAUAACCUGAAAGUAUUGCACUUGUUACCUCUCCCUUUUGCUAUUUCUAAUGUUUCAAAGAAAUUACACUGUACAUUUUCCUAUUUACUUAGUGAACUUCAACUAUAAACAGUGAACCUAAGCACAUUUAUUAAACUGUUAUUCUAAUGUCUAGUCAUGCUCUUUAAAUCUCUUCUACUAACUGAAUAGCCCCCUCACAACUGUUCAUAGAACAAGCAUCUGAAGAAUAUGCACUGUGUUACAGCCCAUUAAGUGGAAAAAUGCUGUAACUAUAUGACAUAUCUCUUUCACUAUCACGUUUGUAUUUUCCUCCAAAGCAUUGCACUUUUGUAUGCUUUAUUUUGACGUUUCUAAGAAAGAUUGUACGUAAUUAUACAAGUAGCAUAAAAAAGCUGUAGUAAACAAAACAAAACACCCAACUCUGACCUAUUUCUGUAUAAAAUAAAA
Messenger RNA from Rhineura floridana, 4311 nucleotides. It is a transcript of the gene NPAS2, whose product is annotated as neuronal PAS domain protein 2. NCBI's taxonomy places the organism in Eukaryota, Metazoa, Chordata, Lepidosauria, Squamata, Rhineuridae. The record is from RefSeq and is a predicted model, not a curated record. Gene Ontology annotation, molecular function: RNA polymerase II cis-regulatory region sequence-specific DNA binding; DNA-binding transcription factor activity, RNA polymerase II-specific; protein dimerization activity. Bases 600 to 3137 code for a protein of 845 amino acids. The transcript has 20 exons. Gene Ontology annotation, biological process: regulation of transcription by RNA polymerase II; circadian regulation of gene expression. Gene Ontology annotation, cellular component: cytoplasm; nucleus; CLOCK-BMAL transcription complex.